ACAUGACCUAUACUGGCAACAUUUAUUUAGGCACAAGUCUUCUGCUGGUUUGAUACAAAAAAAGCCUUUAAAUGGAGAAGAAAAUAUAACAUGAUUGUCGAUAGUUGUUCUUUAGAGGCCACCUGUUUGCUUGAUUAUUCUGCCGCAAAUUAACAUGUAUAUUAUCAAAACAUGUCUUAAUCACAUAAAAAACAUAGAGAAGAAGUCAACUUUUACUCCAGAGGAAGUGAAAUAAAAAAAUGAAGUAAUGGUCUAAUUGAUGGUCGUCGGUAGCCAUAAUUGAUGAAGGCAGGACAGAUUUAUUAAAACAACUACAACCAAGAAAAUUUUAGACUGCUUACGAAGGGAAAAUAGUAAGGAAGGCUUUCCAAAAGCACAUAGGUUCUCUCAUCGAGCAAAUUAACCGUUGAUAGCUAUGACAUCAGAAGAUUUUUUUGAAACAUGAAUGAUAAAUUGGGUCUGGUAACCUUCUAAAGAGCCAUCGGGAAAAAGAAAGAAAGAAAUGGCUAUGGGGAAAUCAACCAAAUAAGGACAGGGGAGAGUCUAUAUAAUGAAGGGAAGAAUUGUUGGGCAGAAAAUACAGAGCUCGCAAACAACAGCUCAAAAGGACUGUGCAGAAAGAUGGAUGGGGAAGAGUACAUGGGAUGCCAGCAACAUAAAAGAUGAAAAACCCAUGAAUGUGGGAUAGACCACGUACCUGAUAAGCCGUUAAUUGCACAUGUUUUUACCCCUAUUCUGGAGCCGUUUGAGAUGGUAAUUCUCGUGUUUUAGGCCGAUUUCACGCUAGGUUGUGUUUGUUUGUGAUAUUUCAGGUCCUAGCAAGUGAAUGAAGGUUUAGGAGCGAGUUCGGGGUCGAUUGGACGAAGAUCGGGCGCGAGGCAAGUCAAAAAGGAAGCCACACGGGCACACACAGAAACCACACGGCCGUGCAAGUGACCAAUUUGGCCGUGUGGGAUUGUGCGAGCCUUCACACGGCCAGCCCUGAAAGUCACACGGCCGUGUGAAGUUGCACUUUGGCCGUGUGGAAUUCUGCGAGGCUUCACACGGCCAGGCUGGGUGAUCUACACUGUCGUGUGGCCCUGGCCGUGUGGGAAGCCUGAAACUCAAUUACUCGGAACGCGGCUUUUUGACCUCACACGGGCAACUAGGUAUGACACACGGUCGUGUGGCCCUGCCUGUGUGAGUCGGGAAUUUCUGGUUUUCACCCAAUUUCGGGCUGCAAGUGAGAGAAUCGGAUUUUGAGAGCAAAAACAGAGCCCCAGAGAGAAAGUACGAAGAACACAUCCUAGAAGCUAUAUUGGAGCUGGGUUUCAUCAAAUCAAGCUUGGAGAUCGUCAUAGGAGUGGAAAUCAUCAUCCCAGAGCAGAUUCUUCCCAUUGAUAUGAGUAUGACUGCUUUGUAUUCUGUUUUCUCCUCUCUCUCUAUGGAGUAGAACCCUUCUCUCAUUUGGGUAUGAAGAACCCUAGUUCUAUGUGUUAGGGAUUUGAUUGUAAUGACUUGGGAUGAUAUUACUGCUUGGUUUUAAUCGAAUGAUGCAUGUUUAUUGAGUCAAUUGAAGUCUGAUCAACUUUUCCUGAUUUCUGCUGCAACCUGAGAUAGAUAGAAUCUGAUUAGGUUGUUAGAGCCUCAUCAUUCGGUAGUAGGAGAUUGGUUAUACGAGAGUUAGCCAGUUUACUGCUUUGUACUGGAAUCCAAUUCCAGUAGUGGAGUUCUGUGCUUAUUGCUUCAGCUUUCUAUCCUGGUGAAGACUAGUCGUCUGCCGGGUAGUUAGACUGAGAGGGCUUGGUCAGCUUAAGAGAUUCCAAGCUACUGUCGGAUCUUCCGCAGUCUAAUCAACAGUAAAUCAACCCAGGGAAAUUACAAUUGAAACCUAACUAAGGAGCUAGGGGGACUCAUUCCCGAGUGACUCUUCUUUGCUUGAGAAAACCGCACCAAUUCCUGCUUUCUUUCUGCUUUUGCUUAAACAACAAUCACUUAACUUAGUUGGCUAGAUAAUAGAUACUCACGGAGUAAGCAGUAGAUCUAGACCCCUGGUUGAUAAUAGAACUUGCCAUUUUACUGCAUUCCUGGACUGCGAUUACACUUGGUCGCAGUUUGGUGUUGUGUUUUGGCGUGUCAAGUUUUUGGCGCCGUUGCCGGGGAUCCUCUAGGUUAUUGGGGAAACGUGAAAGUCUGCUACUUUAGGUUUUUUCUUUUCUUUUCCACCCUUGCUUUUCACUUGGGUGUUAUGUUUUUGUUGGUGCAACUCUGAAACAUGGAUCCUCAUGGCUUCUCCAACCAUUGGGGGUAUCAACCACCAUUCGUGUGGUAUUACCCCGAGACUUCCUGGAGCAAUCAAGGAGGAGAAGACUAUGGAUUCGGAUGUCAGUACCAACCCCCCUACUACGGAGAACAACCAAACCCUUGGGAACCUCAAGGACAGUAUCCUUUUCAAGAAGAGUUCCUGCCACAACCAGAGGGGCCAUCUGAGUUGGAGUUAGCCAUGGAGGCCUUCACGGGUCACUCUGCAGAGCCAUGCUACACUUCACUGGAAGAUCCGAACAAACAAUUAAGGCUUCUCGUGGAGCAGUUUGCUCGAGACACUGAGAGAUCAUGCUCUAAGAUGGAUCUUCAAAUCAAAGCCCUUGCCGCUUCCGAUCCCUCAUUUCUCCAUGAUAUGGAGGAGACUGUUCAGCGCUCAGCGAAGCAAACAGAGUGGGUGGAGCAAGUUUGCUCACAUCUUUCUCAAGAUCACCUUUCUGCUACCACGCUAGAAGAGGUGGAGGAUGACAAAGGCUACGGGGGCGUUGAGGAGCACACAGAAGUUAUCACAGAGAACACCCAUGAUAGUCAUGAUCAGGAAAGUCCUUUGGUUGCAGAUCAAACCUUUCCUCAUUUAUGCUCUAACAUGUUGGGCCCGUGCGAGGAGAUGCAAGAUGAUCCCAUUGAAGAAAUUUCUUGGCGACUUGCUCUCCAAUCUGUUCUAGAAGAAGAAGAGCGAGCAAGGAUGAGGAAGGAAGUUGUGGAGGAUGAGGAAGAAAGAAAAGAAGAGGUAGUUCUUGAUCUUUUUCAAGGGGAGAGACCACAUUUUGAAGAAGGAAGGGGGGUUGAGGAAGCAAUUGGCGUCCAGGCUGAGGAUGAAGUUGAGGUGGAAGAGGCUUGCACCGGCCCUAUGUUACAUUUGAUAUCUCCACCAAACUUCGAGGAGCUGCUUGGCAAGGACCCAUUUGCAGUGUCUCUUUGCCAGACCAAGACCACAUCAACAUCAAUUCCUCUUGGUGGAUGCGAAGGUGGUCAAUCGAAUAUAUCUUAUCUGAUUUGGGGAAGUGAGACAAGAGCAGACGCGAAGGAGAGGUCUCAUGAGUGGAGACUUCAUCUUCCUCAAGGCCACGAGCCAUCUUCAUCACCUAUCACAUCACCUGCUUGUGACUCGAGACUCCACAUCAUCGACGAGAACCUCAACUUCAAGGAGGUUCUAGGAUGGACCAAAACUUAGGAGCCACCGUCUAGCUAAGACGUAAAAGAAGCGCUUGUGGGGAGGCAACCCCACCUAGGUUUGCAUUUUCUUACCUUUUUCCUUUUGAUUUUUUUUUGUGUUUUUUGAGUCUUGAGGGGUUGUUCACGAGUUGUACGUCGUUCUGGAGUGAAAACAGGUCAAUUUCGGAGUUCUGGCAGCCCACACGACCAGUUGUGAUUGUGACACGGCCGUGUGGAAAUCCCCCCUGGCCGUGUGUGCUCUCGUCAAAAGUCACACGGCCAAAUGUGCUUUUCGCACGGCCGAGUGGAAAAUCCUCGGCCAGCCCGUGUCGGCCGACACGGGCAAAUGUGUACCUCACACGGCCGUGUGAGCCUGGCCGUGUGGCCGAGCCACGGCUAUAAACUCGGCCGACACGGCGACAUCGAUCUGGACAACCUUGGCGACGAGUAGGCUGUACUUGUCGCGCCUCAGUGUGUGUUUUGAUUUAGACUUUUUCUGUUUGCUCCAUGUGUUUGAGGAGCUUGAACUGAGUUUGUCGUGUGUUUUGUUUCUUUUCUUUUGUGGAUUGUUUCUUUUGUGGCCAUCUGGGCCAACUCUGAUCCCUAACGAACAUGUUCUAGUGUGUUCUUGAUGUUCCCUUAGUGCAGAACUGUCCGUUCGUUCCAUAUGUCCCCCGCUGACUGGUCCACUUCCAGUCUCCCGCAGCAUUUCAAUCCGGUAACAUCGUUCCCCUUCUUUAUCCCUAUGCUCCAUUGAGGGCAAUGUCAUGCUUAAGUGUGGGGGGGUGCUUUGUAUCGGUUGGAAUGUAUAUACGUGUGCUUGGAGCCUAGUCCACUGUCCGAAUCUCGAGAUUUGAGGGCUCCAAGUACGGCUGUUUGAUCAUAUUGGCACUGUGUUUUGAUUGGUGAAUUGAAUGGUUUUAGGAUUAAUGCAUGACAACUGGAUGGUGAUUAGGACAACCUAUAAUGAUGACUGAGACGUGCAGUAGAAUUGUGUAGGGUUCAGUUUUUCAACUGUUUGCUUACCAACUGUGACUUGGAUUGAUUACUUGUUCUUGACAGUCUCUUAUGCAUCUAGUUCAGGGAAUCAGAAUGAGAGAUAGAGCAUAUAGGUAGCCAUGUGAGAUUUGAGCCUGCUCGUUUCUUUAUUGUGCGAUAGUUCCCCCUUCCAUGAUGUGUAGCAUUCACGUUGUCAUUAGCUCAGAUGAUGGAGGCAUAAGAUUAGCCCACGACCAAAUUGACUGUCCUGGUGUGUCAUACCCCCUAGUCAGCCCCUUUGAGCCGUGUGUUAUCCUUUCUUUCGGUCUUCAAUGAAAAGUCACCCUUUUGCAUCUUUUAAAAGGUUCCACAGAGUGGUUUUUAAAUGUUCUCUGCUGUUUCUGCUAAAUGUAAUGUGAGAGUUGGAGGUAGUUCUUAAAAAGUUGGGCAGGUAUUUGAAAAUGUGCAGAGGUGGUGGUUUUCUUAAGAAAUGGAAAAAAAAUGAAAGAAAAACAAAGAAAAAAAUGAAAGCAAAAGAGAGCCACCACCAAAAAUUUGAAUAGUGCCCAUUAAGUAGUGUUUCUUAGCAGUCUGGCUUAGAAAUACUGGUAUUUAUGUGACCUCCUUCGCUCUUGUUCUCUGAAGAAUUUGAGUAAUGCAGAAUAGCAGAAAGAAAGUACUGGUUUGAUUGACUGUGAGUUUGUUGGGUUUGGAAUUGUGGAACCUUGUGCUAUGAAUACUUCCACCACCUAAAAGGCAUUUUCCCCCAUGUCCACGACCCUAGCCAGUCAUUUGAACCUGUGUCUAAGACCUCCUGAUUAGUUAGUGAUGACAACCAUUUAUGUGAACUCUAACCUUUAGAGGCUGUCAUCAUGGUGAAGAGAUGUUAGGAAUUGAGAGAAUAAGUAUGCGCAUUUUUC
Molecule: messenger RNA, 5354 nt
Organism: Linum trigynum
Lineage: Eukaryota; Viridiplantae; Streptophyta; Magnoliopsida; Malpighiales; Linaceae
Source: the annotation of a GenBank genome assembly